AUGUGGGCUACCGCUCCACAGCCGUACUACUCGGCCUACAAGCCAACCGGAAGGAAAGAGAGGGCAAGCAUCAGCAACAAAGGUGGCACAUCGCCGUCUGCUGUCAGCAUCUCGCAACUUCCCCUCCCUCGUCUCUCAACCCAAGAUCAUCCCGACAACAUCACAGAUUUGUUCGAGCCUGCUCUUGAUGGACCGCCUUCACCGGAAAGGAUUCGUGCCUUGAGCAAGCAGAUGCAGAGGGCCUCGGCCUUGGACAAACACCAGAGCCACGCCACCACCUCCUCUGGCUCGACGUCCUCGCUGCGCUCACUCAACUCGGACCGAUCGUGGGAACACACCCUGGAAACCAUCACUCUGUCUAGACGUUCUUCUGGCCGGUCAACUUCGAGCAGCAUGCCUUCCAGAGACCGCCCCGAGAGCGUGCAGCUCUUUGGUAAAACCAUUUUCAACCGGAGGGCCAAAAUGAAGCGGGAAAGCAGUGGUAACCACAGUUCCUCUGGGAGUUCUCUUUACUCUGGUGAGCUUGCCCUGGAUGGCCCGGCCUCGACAAACAAGGACCAUUUCAUCCCAUCAAUCUUCAGCCGCCGCAGAACUCUAAGACAAGACGGCUUAGGUGAAGACCCAGUCCCGGGACGCAAGUUGCAAAUAUCGGGCCCUUACAACUUCCAACAUGUUACCCACACCAAGCGGGAUCACCUACCGGACCUUCAGCGGGGCAGCCGCGCCGAAUUGGUCUCCGAAUUCUCAGCCAUCCGCGCUGGCCAACGCCCGACCACCGGCCAGCUCAAGGGAAUCAACGUCGAAGAUUUGCACUUUUCCAACUUUUCAUCCGAAGCGUUGCACAUGCAGCAGGAGAACGCGUUGACGUCCGAAAACCAGCCAGACCUCUUUUCGAAUCGCCCACCUGCCAUCGCCCGGCAUACAGGCCCGACUUCUGCGCCUCAACGAUUGGUCAAGCACACACGAUCUCAAGAACAACUCCGGUCGAGCCCGCCGCGCCCAGCACCUCCACGGCCGCCGCGGUCGCCCAUUUAUGAGGAGAUUGUCUCACCAACACUGCCUGGCUCGCCUGUUUCUGUUCCUGCUCCUGUUCCUCCUCCAAGAUCGUCGAGCCGCAUCAUGAAGCAUUACACCGUUUCACAAGACUCACUCGCGACUAUUGACAUGUUCCCAGAGCGCCCCCAGACCAGCAGCGGUUUCCACUUGCCUGGUACUCUCGAGGCGCCGAUCGAAUUCGCCGAACCUACCAUUUCGGAAGAAACAGAAGCUUUUACGGAUCCGAGAUUCUCUCACGCAAUCACCACCCCUGACGAUGCUGCGUGGCCACUUACAGCCAGUUCCACCGUCACUUAUGAGAUGGCAUUGCCUGAUGUGCCUGAAGAAGAGGAGCAAUUUGUUUUGUCUCGGCAGUCUGGUAGUAGCUUGGCCAGCAUUCGUUCGUCGCUUCGCGGAAGCCAGUCCGUGCCUGCUCUGCGUCAGGUCGUGCCUCAAACGCCAGAGGACGAGUCUCGACGGCCAUCAAGCGGCGCAUCGGACACGCUUGGCAGCGUCGACAUGCUUGCCGCGCAUAACGCUCUCAAGGAAGCUUUGGAGGUUGAGGGGCCGACUGCAGUUUCUCACCGAGCCAGCUGGGAGGACGACAUCGACUACUGCUACGAGCACGAAGCUGAAGCUGAUUGCGACUACGCAUGGGACCGGCCGUCAUUGGAUCUCGUGAGGGACGACGCCGUACAUACUCCCUUCGACAACGACGGCAUCUUUGUGGCGCCGCUGUCAGCUGGUCUGAAGCCAGCAUCGACAACGGGACACUCGGAUAUCCCAGCCCUCAGCCCCGUCAGCCAGACUUCCGUAAGUCAGACUUCCGUCAACGGCCACGAAGCGAUCACGCCUACCAUCACAGCGCUGCCAGUGAAGUCCAACUUCUCUCAUCCCAGGAAGGAGACAAAUUAUCGAGGCACCUCCCAUCUCCACGUGCGAACAGCAUCGCGCGCCUCGAGCUUCAAGGAAUCCCACGGCUUCAACCUCUCGCCCUCUCUUCUUAUUCCAACGGACUUCCGCCAGCAAAUGUUGGCAGACUCGGAUAUAGACGUCUACCCCAUGGAUGUAUCGAGACAUGACACUAGCCACUUCGCCUUUGACGAGGAGCCUGUCCUCACGAUUGAAACCCCUGGACUGUUUGCCAGAGACCGUGCCAGCACCUCCACCACCGGCAGCGACUCCUCGAGCCAAACUAGCCUGACUGAGGCUCGCCAUACAUCGACCAACUCGACAUGGACGGCGCUCACCAGGUACACGGGAAGCACGACUUUUGAGGGAUGGAACCCCAAGUUUGAGGGCAGCGACCACUCGCGCUCCUUCAGCGUCGACGAAUUUGCGGAGCUAGGAUCCCCCAAAGGACGAAAGUCCACCAUGACCCCGCUGCCCGAGUCUGAGGAGGUUCUGACCAUGUCGCGUUCUACGGGCGAUAUCCGCGCCAUCUCUGGAUGUCUUGACGCCAGCAUGUCCCAGGACUCUCUCCCGCUUGCCAAGAUGAAGGAGCCGGUCAAGCAACACCGACGCCAACGUGCGCAGACACUCAGCGCACCGCCCCCACCUGGGCAGUACGCCCUUUUCCCGCCAAUCUAUGCCAGCGGCCGCGUCUGA
This is a messenger RNA of Colletotrichum orchidophilum, 2643 nucleotides long. RefSeq lists its product as uncharacterized. The coding region runs from base 1 to 2643 and encodes 880 amino acids. The transcript has a single exon. NCBI's taxonomy places the organism in Eukaryota, Fungi, Ascomycota, Sordariomycetes, Glomerellales, Glomerellaceae. The record is from RefSeq and is a predicted model, not a curated record.